Messenger RNA from Opisthocomus hoazin, 4052 nucleotides. Lineage: Eukaryota; Metazoa; Chordata; Aves; Opisthocomiformes; Opisthocomidae. The record is from RefSeq and is a predicted model, not a curated record.
CGGUAGAGGACUGUGGAGAAGGAAAGUUUAUAACCGGCGGCGCCAGGAUGGACUUCCCUGCUGCCCAGCCGAAACCUGCCGCCGAUGGUAAAAUCAUCUACUAUCCUCCCGGGGUGAAGGAGAUUACGGACAAGAUUACCAACGAUGAGGUGGUUAAACGGUUAAAGAUGGUGGUAAAAACCUUCAUGGAUAUGGACCAGGACUCGGAGGAUGAGAAGCAGCAGUAUCUCCCAUUAGCCUUGCACCUUGCGUCUGAAUUCUUCCUCAGGAAUCCCAAUAAAGAUGUGCGCCUCCUUGUAGCAUGUUGCUUGGCUGAUAUCUUUCGUAUCUAUGCUCCUGAAGCUCCAUAUACUUCCCAUGACAAACUUAAGGACAUAUUCUUGUUUAUUACAAGACAAUUAAAAGGCUUGGAGGACACGAAGAGCCCUCAAUUUAACAGAUACUUUUACUUGUUAGAGAAUUUAGCUUGGGUUAAAUCUUACAACAUCUGCUUUGAGUUGGAAGAUUGCAAUGAAAUUUUUAUUCAGCUUUUUAGGACUCUUUUUUCAGUUAUCAAUAAUAGCCACAACCAGAAGGUACAAAUGCAUAUGCUGGAUUUGAUGAGUUCUAUCAUCAUGGAAGGCGAUGGAGUAACUCAGGAGCUGCUGGACUCCAUUUUGAUUAACCUCAUUCCUGCACACAAGAACCUUAAUAAACAAGCAUUUGAUCUUGCAAAAGUCCUGUUGAAGAGGACCGUCCAGACCAUUGAGCCGUGUAUUGCCAAUUUUUUUAACCAGGUUCUGGUACUGGGGAAGUCUUCAGUAAGUGACUUAUCAGAACACGUGUUUGACUUGAUACAAGAGCUUUUUGCCAUAGAUCCUCACUUACUGCUGUCUGUCAUGCCACAGCUUGAAUUCAAGCUGAAGAGCAAUGAUGGAGAAGAACGUUUGGCUGUUGUUCGACUUCUGGCUAAACUCUUUGGCUCCAAAGAUUCUGAUCUGGCCACACAAAACCGUCCUCUUUGGCAGUGCUUUCUUGGGCGGUUCAAUGAUAUCCAUGUCCCUGUGAGACUAGAGAGUGUGAAAUUCGCCAGUCAUUGUUUAAUGAACCAUCCAGACUUAGCAAAAGACCUAACUGAAUAUUUGAAGGUCAGAUCACAUGACCCCGAAGAAGCCAUUCGACAUGAUGUUAUUGUUACAAUUAUUACUGCGGGCAAGAGAGAUCUUUCUUUAGUCAAUGACCAGCUGCUUGGCUUUGUGAGGGAAAGAACACUAGACAAACGGUGGCGAGUAAGAAAGGAAGCUAUGAUGGGUCUUGCCCAGCUAUACAAGAAGUAUUGUCUUCAUGCAGAGGCUGGAAAAGAUGCUGCAGAGAAAGUGAGCUGGAUAAAGGAUAAACUUUUGCACAUAUAUUAUCAAAAUAGCAUUGAUGACAAAUUACUGGUAGAGAAAAUCUUUAUACUUGCUUUCUCAGGCUUUUCCACCAUCUACAUAAUCGUACUCCAUGUUCUCGUGAUGAACAAAUUGGUAAGCUUUUCUUUUCUGGUUUUGCACUUUUGCAGAGCACUGAAUGAGAUGUGGAAGUGCCAGAACAUGCUGAGGAGUCACGUACGAGAAUUACUAGACUUGCAUAAGCAGCCCACUUCAGAAGCAAACAGUGCUGCAAUGUUUGGAAAGCUGAUGACCAUAGCAAAAAACCUUCCAGAUCCUGGAAAAGCACAAGAUUUUGUGAAGAAAUUCAAUCAGGUUCUGGGUGACGAUGAGAAACUUCGGUCCCAGCUUGAACUGUUAAUUAGCCCUACAUGUUCUUGUAAACAGGCAGAUAUCUGUGUGAGAGAGAUAGCCCGGAAACUUGCAAAUCCUAAGCAGCCAACAAAUCCUUUUCUGGAAAUGGUCAAAUUUCUUUUGGAAAGAAUUGCUCCUGUACAUAUUGACUCAGAAGCCAUUAGUGCACUAGUAAAACUAAUGAAUAAAUCCAUAGAGGGGACAGCUGAUGAUGAAGAGGAGGGUGUAAGUCCUGAUACUGCUAUUCGUGCAGGACUUGAACUUCUCAAGGUUCUGUCCUUUACACAUCCUACCUCGUUCCACUCUGCAGAGACCUAUGAGUCUCUGCUGCAGUGCCUCAGGAUGGAAGAUGAUAAGGUAGCUGAGGCAGCAAUGCAGAUUUUCAGAAACACGGGUCACAAAAUAGAAACAGACCUGCCACAGAUAAGAUCAACACUAAUUCCGAUUUUGCAUCAGAAAGCAAAAAGAGGCACUCCUCAUCAGGCAAAACAAGCUGUUCACUGUAUACAUGCCAUAUUUUCAAAUAAAGAAGUGCAGCUUGCACAGAUUUUUGAGCCUCUUAGUAGAAGUUUGAAUGCUGAUGUACCAGAACAACUUAUAACUCCAUUAGUCUCAUUGGGUCAUAUUUCUAUGUUGGCUCCAGACCAGUUUGCUUCUCCAAUGAAAUCUGUUGUUGCAAAUUUCAUAGUGAAAGAUCUCCUAAUGAAUGACAGGUCAACAGGUGAGAAAAAUGGAAAAUUAUGGUCUCCAGAUGAAGAAGUUUCUCCAGAAGUAUUAGCAAAGGUGCAAGCAAUUAAACUUUUGGUACGCUGGCUGUUGGGUAUGAAAAACAACCAGUCGAAAUCCGCAAAUUCCACACUCCGGUUAUUAUCAGCUAUGCUCGUCAGUGAAGGAGACUUGACAGAACAGAAGCGAAUCAGUAAAUCAGAUAUGUCUCGACUGCGAUUAGCUGCUGGUAGUGCAAUAAUGAAGCUUGCACAGGAACCCUGUUACCAUGAAAUAAUUACCCCAGAACAGUUCCAGCUCUGUGCACUUGUCAUUAAUGAUGAGUGUUACCAAGUGAGGCAGAUAUUUGCCCAGAAACUGCAUAAGGCACUUGUGAAAUUACUGCUCCCUUUGGAAUAUAUGGCAAUCUUUGCUUUGUGUGCCAAAGACCCUGUGAAGGAGAGACGAGCACAUGCCAGACAGUGCUUGCUCAAAAACAUCAGUAUACGAAGAGAAUAUAUUAAGCAGAAUCCUAUGGCUAACGAAAAAUUGCUGUCAUUGUUGCCUGAAUAUGUGGUACCGUAUAUGAUUCACUUACUGGCACAUGAUCCAGACUUCACAAAACCUCAGGACGUUGAUCAGCUUCGUGAUGUCAAAGAGUGCCUGUGGUUCAUGCUUGAAGUUUUAAUGACAAAGAAUGAGAACAACAGCCAUGCCUUCAUGAAAAAGAUGGCAGAAAACAUCAAGCUUACCCGAGAUGCUCAGUCUCCUGAUGAGCCAAAGGCAAAUGAAAAACUUUAUACAGUAUGUGAUGUAGCCCUAUGUGUAAUCAACAGCAAAAGUGCUUUGUGCAAUGCAGAUUCACCAAAGGACCCUGUAUUGCCAACCAAAUUUUUUACACAACCUGAAAAGGAUUUCUGCAACAACAGGAAUUACAUUUCAGAAGAGACAAGGGUGAUUCUUUUGACAGGAAAGCCAAAACCAACUGGUGUAUUAGGUACAGUAAACAAACCAUUAUCUGCAACUGAAAGGAGACCGUAUAUUAGAACUACAGGAUCUGAGGCUGGAAGCAAUAUCAGUGUAAACUCUGAGCUGAGCUCUUCUGCAGGAAACAGAUCAAGGGAACAAAGUUCGGAUAUAUCGGAAACUGGGGUCAGUGAAAAUGAUGAAAAUCCAGUGAGGAUUAUUUCAGUCACACCAGCAAAGACAGAACCUGUGAAAAACAAGGAGAUUAAUUCUGAUCAGGCUACACAGGGAAACAGCACUGAACGUGGGAAAAAAAGAACAGCAACAGCAUCUGGUGCUGAGAAUAUUCAUCAAAAAACAGAAGAAAAAAAUGUAGAUGAAACAGGACCAUCACUCGCGGCAAAAACCAGGAGAGGGCGUCCAUCCAAACCUGAACCUCAGGGUACCACUGCAAAAAAUGAGGAAACAAAUAAACCCCCUGUCAGGGGAAGGAAAAGGGCAGCAGUCAGUCAAGAAAGUCCAGGGAGUUUAGAGGCAGGUAAUGCCAAAGCACCAAAACAGCAAGACACAGCAAAAAAGCCAGCAGCAGCACAGAGACAAAUUGAUCUACAAAGGUAA